Messenger RNA from Neltuma alba, 2320 nucleotides. RefSeq names its product laccase-17-like. Gene Ontology annotation, molecular function: copper ion binding; hydroquinone:oxygen oxidoreductase activity. NCBI's taxonomy places the organism in Eukaryota, Viridiplantae, Streptophyta, Magnoliopsida, Fabales, Fabaceae. The record is from RefSeq and is a predicted model, not a curated record. Gene Ontology annotation, biological process: lignin catabolic process. The coding region runs from base 300 to 2039 and encodes 579 amino acids. Gene Ontology annotation, cellular component: apoplast. The transcript is spliced from 6 exons.
UUAGACAAGCAAAAUAUUUUAAGAUUUGACUUAACCAGGAAGGAGGUCAAGGGUAAUUGAUUGUCUUGGACACCACUCUUUAGUUGUUAUGACAGCUCAUCCAUUAAAAUACAGCAAAUUAAGCUCUUCUAGUUCCAGAUUUCACUUUCUGCAUGAAACAAGUGGUUUUGCAUCACCUAAUUGAACAGCAACGUUGUCUCAUUCUUCUAUAUAUAUUGCCAACCCAUGACCUCUUCUCCAUCCACGUUUCAGACUGAGAAGUUUACACCAACUCUCCCAAAGCCAUCAUUAGCUUCUGUAUGAAAAGAGAGAAAAUGGGUGCAACUCUUCAAUCAUUUGCAUUUCCAGCACUCUUUCUUUUCUCAGCGAUUCUCAUCCCUCAGUUUGCAGAAGGAGGCAUUACUAGGCACUACCAUUUUGAUAUCAAGUAUCAGAAUGUAACACGACUCUGCCACACCAAGACCAUGGUUACUGUCAAUGGUCAGUUUCCAGGACCUCGCAUUGUAGCAAGAGAGGGUGAUCGUCUUGUUAUCAGAGUGGUUAACCAUGUACGGGACAACAUCACCAUCCACUGGCAUGGGAUUCAACAGCUUCGAUCAGGAUGGGCUGAUGGACCUGCAUAUGUGGCACAGUGCCCCAUCAAAACUGGUCAAAGCUAUGUCUACAAUUACACCAUUGUUGGCCAAAGAGGCACUCUCUUUUAUCAUGCCCAUAUAUCAUGGUUAAGAUCAAGCGUCUAUGGUCCUAUCAUUAUUCUUCCCAAGCUUGGUGUUCCAUAUCCUUUCGCCAAACCCCACAAGGAAGUUCCCAUUGUCUUUGGAGAAUGGUGGAAUGCAGAUCCUGAAGCAGUCAUAGCCCAAGCCUUACAAACAGGUGGAGGACCAAAUGUUUCGGAUGCUUACACUAUCAAUGGACUUCCAGGGCCACUCUACAACUGCUCUGCUAAAGAUACAUUCAAGAUGAGGGUGAAGCCUGGAAGAACAUACCUUCUUCGUGUGGUAAAUGCAGCACUCAAUGAUGAGCUCUUCUUCAGCAUUGCGAAUCACACCCUCACAGUUGUUGAAGCAGAUGCAGUAUAUGUUAAGCCUUUUGAGACUAAAACUAUUCUCAUCACCCCCGGACAAACCACAAAUGUUCUUCUUAAAACUAAAUCUCGCUACCCCAAAGCCACAUUCCUUAUGACUGCAAGACCAUAUGUGACAGGCCUUGGCACUUUUGAUAACUCAACUGUUGCCAGUAUCCUGGAAUAUGAAUCCCCAUCAAAAUCUCUUCACUUGAAGAAGCUUCCACUCUUCAAACCAAUCCUCCCUGCCCUUAAUGACACUUCCUUCGCAACUAAUUUCGCCAACAAACUCCGAAGCCUUGCAGAUGCUCAGUUUCCUGCCAACGUUCCACAGAAAGUGGAUAGACAAUUUUUCUUCACUGUAGGCCUCGGUACAAGUCCCUGUCAGAGCAAUCAAACAUGUCAGGGACCCAAUGGAACAAUGUUUGCAGCUUCAAUAAAUAAUGUAUCUUUCACACUCCCAACCACUGCCCUUCUUCAAGCCCAUUACUUUGGGCAAUCCAAUGGAAUUUACUCCCCUAACUUUCCUAGCAGCCCCUUGCAUCCAUUCAACUAUACAGGCACCCCACCAAACAACAUCAUGGUGAGCAAUGGGACAAAGUUGGUUGUUCUUCCCUUCAACACUAGCGUGGAGCUUAUCAUGCAGGACACCAGUAUACUCGGCACUGAAAGUCAUCCUCUUCAUUUGCAUGGCUUUAACUUCUUUGUUGUUGGCCGAGGUUUUGGAAAUUUCGAUCCAAAUAAGGGCCCUGCAAAUUUCAAUCUUGUUGAUCCCGUUGAAAGGAAUACAGUGGAUGUUCCCUCUGGUGGAUGGGUUGCCAUUCGUUUCCUAGCAGAUAACCCAGGGGUAUGGUUCAUGCACUGUCACCUGGAAAUUCACACAACCUGGGGUCUGAAAAUGGCGUGGGUCGUUUUGGAUGGGGAGCUUCCCGACCAAAAACUUCUUCCACCACCAUCGGAUCUUCCCGUCUGUUAACUUCGGCCUCAAAUUACUCUUUUCAACUUUUCUUGAUCGGAUUUGGCGGCCCUUUAUGGCAUUCUUUAUUGAGCAAAUAACUGUUACGAGUUACUCCUCUCACACCGGAAAUUCGGUGGAGAGAAAUUGGUGCUCUUUCUUCUUUUUUUUAUUUCAAGAAAAAAUAUGUUUCUGUUUCAAGAAAAUAUUGGUACUUUAUUGUAAGACACCCUUACAUUCUACAGCAACAAGUGUUACUCCUAACUUUGAGAUAUUCCUGCGUUUAAAUGAGAAUUCCUAUC